AUGUCUUCACCAUUGUUGAGUUCUUGUGCUCCUACAAGAUUUUCUCUUCAAUUUUUCUUGAUUAUUAUCUUGUUUUUAUACACAUUUGGUAAUAAUGAUGUAGUUGUAAAUGCUGCUACUCCAGCAGUGAAAGUUGGGAACAUUUCACAGGUUGAAGAUGCUGCUUAUUUUCGCAUAUACUAUGGCCAGACAUUCAAAGUCAUCAAGAAUGGAUUUGAUGGCAAGAGCUAUCUUCUCAUUCAGAAUAAUACGAGGAUGGCUUCUAAAACAAAAUAUUGCACGUCAAGAAUAAAAUCCUUUGUGAUUCCACUAGCUAAUUAUUCAGUUGAUACAGAUUAUUUUCCAGCUUCUUUCUUCGAGCUUCUUGGCUUACUGGGAAGUUUGAAGGGUAUUACAUCAGAUUUUGUGGCAUCUCAAUGCGUGUUAAAAUUGUAUAACGACGGUCAAGUUCAGAUGAUAAACAAAAGUGAUUCACAAGCAUUCACCCAAUUCGCAGCUCACUUCAUUAGCAACACUGAUCAAGCACAAUCCUGCAACUUUGCGACUUUUCUCCCAAUGGGCGAGGAUACUUCUCUCCAGCGAGCGGAGUGGAUCAAAUAUUUGGGUGUUUUUGCUAAUUUAGAAACAAGAGCAAAUCAAGUCUAUGAUGCAAUUAAGGCCAACUAUAAUUGCCUGAGUAAAGCUGUUGCUAGCCGGAACAAGUCAUUUAAACCUAUAGUUGCUUGGAUGGAGUACACUGAUGGUGUCUGGUCUUUCACAAAAGAGACGUACAAGCAAAAGUAUGUGGAGGAUGCAGGUGGAGAGAAUAUUGAUAACUCCAUCAAUAAAGUUACAUAUAACAUCUCUAUACCUGAUGACUUGGAUGCUUUUCAUGCAAUUCUCUGUACUGUAGAUGUGGUGAUUGAUGAAACCUACACUUCUGAUCCAGUAGCCUACACUUCCUCUACCUUUCUUGAAAAUUUAUAUGUGGAAGAUCAAUCUUGCUUUGCUUUUGUUGCUAAUCAAAGCUUGUGGAGAUUCGAUAAAAGAAUUGGAAAUUCAACUGCUCUUGAUUGGUAUGAUGGAGCUAUCUCCCAGCCUCAACUAGUUCUUGCCGAUCUUAUUGAAGCUUUAUUUCCAUCAGAAAAUUACACAACAACAUAUUUCAGAAAUAUUGCUAAGGGGGAAGGAUUCGUAAACAUUGGUCCUGAAAUGUGUGAUAGAGACAGCUCUACUGCCAUGGAACCUGUAAUUGUAGCUUGCGAAUGA
Molecule: messenger RNA, 1248 nt
Organism: Fraxinus pennsylvanica
Lineage: Eukaryota; Viridiplantae; Streptophyta; Magnoliopsida; Lamiales; Oleaceae
Source: the annotation of a GenBank genome assembly